Messenger RNA from Lycium ferocissimum, 562 nucleotides. RefSeq names its product small ribosomal subunit protein eS17-like. Bases 51 to 485 code for a protein of 144 amino acids. Gene Ontology annotation, cellular component: ribosome. Gene Ontology annotation, molecular function: structural constituent of ribosome. The record is from RefSeq and is a predicted model, not a curated record. The transcript has a single exon. Gene Ontology annotation, biological process: translation. Lineage: Eukaryota; Viridiplantae; Streptophyta; Magnoliopsida; Solanales; Solanaceae.
UCCUUCUUUAGAAUCCACCCCUCGCACCCACGCCCCACCCCAAAGCAACCAUGGGUCGUGUCCGUACAAAAACAGUGAAGAAAUCAUCACGUCAAGUAAUCGAACGUUACUACUCAAAAAUGACUUUAGAUUUCCACACAAACAAGAAAAUCUUGGAAGAAGUUGCUAUCAUCCCAUCAAAGCGUCUACGUAACAAGAUUGCUGGAUUUUCAACUCAUUUAAUGAAACGUAUCCAAAAAGGUCCAGUUAGAGGCAUUUCACUUAAGUUACAAGAAGAAGAAAGAGAAAGAAGAAUGGACUUUGUACCUGAUGAAUCUGCUAUUAAUACUGAUAGGAUUGAAGUUGAUAAAGAGACUAUUGACUUGCUUGCUUCAUUGGGUAUGAGUGAAUUACCUGGUGUUGUGCUUAAAGAAGAAGUGGCUGUUACUAUGGUUGCUCCUGUUGGUGGUUUUGGUGGGCGUGGUGGUGGUCGUGCUCGUUACUGAAAUGGGCUUCUUGUUUUUUCGUUAAAAUGUUUUUCUGUUGUGAAGUUAAAAGACUUUAUGUUAUCUGAUAUUGGUUU